UCCCUUGUCUCUCUCUCUCUCUCUCUCCCCAGCUUCUGACUCACCUCAUCGACUCUCUGACCUCGCAUCUUCCACAAUGGUGACAGUGGAGAAUUCCGACGCCGUGUUCCCGUCGGGGACCGUGGACGGGGUGGAGCUGACCGGACACGUCCCGAUCCCGCCGUCGAGAUCGUUUCUUGCUACGUUUAGAGCCAACCUCAAGGAGACAUUCUUCCCUGACGACCCCCUACGGCAAUUCAAGAACGUGCCCGGGUCGAGACGGUUUCUGAUGGGAUUGAAGUACUUCUUCCCGGUCCUCGAAUGGCUUCCCAGCUAUGGCCACAGCACCUUCAAGUCUGACCUCGUCGCUGGGAUCACAAUCGCUAGCCUUGCCAUACCACAGGGGAUCAGCUACGCCAAGCUCGCGAACCUGCCACCGAUUCUGGGCCUAUAUUCGAGCUUCGUGCCGCCGCUGGUAUACGCCAUGAUGGGAAGCUCCAAGGAUCUUGCUGUGGGGACUGUGGCUGUGGCGUCGCUACUGAUCGCGUCUAUGCUGGGAAAGGAGGUGCCACCGUCACAGAACCCAACACUAUACCUUCACUUAGCCUUCUCUGCAACGUUCUUUGCUGGUGUCUUUCAAACUUCCUUGGGACUCUUAAGGCUUGGGUUCAUAGUGGACUUCUUGUCCCAUGCAACCAUCGUGGGCUUCAUGGCGGGGGCUGCCACAGUCGUCUGCCUCCAACAGCUAAAGGGAAUGCUGGGUCUCCAACACUUCACCACGGCCACUGAUCUCAUCUCUGUCAUGGAAUCUGUUUUCACUCAAACUCACCAGUGGAGGUGGGAAAGUGCGGUUCUCGGUGUUUCCUUCCUGUUCUUCCUCCUCCUCACGCGCUUUCUAAGCAAAAAGGGGCCCAAGUUCUUCUGGGUCUCCGCAGCAGCUCCCUUGACAUCGGUGAUUCUGGGAAGUCUUCUGGUGUACUUCACCCAUGCCGAGAACCACGGCGUUCAAGUGAUUGGGUACCUGAAGAAGGGUCUAAAUCCACCAUCGCUGACCAACCUGGUGUUCUCGCCACCACAUAUGGCUGUCGCACUGAAGACUGGCAUCAUCACCGCGAUCAUCGCCCUUGCGGAAGGAAUCGCUGUGGGAAGGAGUUUUGCCAUGUUCAAGAACUACCACAUCGACGGUAACAAAGAGAUGAUCGCUUUUGGGAUGAUGAACAUCGCCGGAUCCUUCACGUCAUGCUAUUUGACCACCGGGCCGUUCUCACGGUCGGCGGUGAACUACAACGCCGGCUGCAAGACGGCGAUGUCGAACGUAGUGAUGGCGGUGGCGGUGGCGAUCACUCUGCUGUUCUUGACGCCUCUGUUCCACUACACUCCUCUGGUCGUCCUCUCUGCCAUCAUCGUCGCUGCGAUGCUGGGCCUCAUCAACUACGAGGCGGCGAUGCACCUGUGGCAGGUCGACAAGAUCGACUUCUGCGUGUGCAUGUGUGCAUACUUGGGGGUCGUCUUCGGUAGCGUCGAGAUCGGACUAGUGAUUGCAGUGGCCAUCUCCAUACUAAGGGUUUUGCUGUUCGUCGCGAGGCCGAGGACGACUGUUCUCGGAAACAUUCCCAACUCCUCGAUCUAUCGGCGGAUGGACCAGUACUCGGAGGCGCAGAGUGUCCCCGGCGUGCUCAUUCUCCGAGUCGACGCCCCAAUCUACUUCGCCAACGCAAGCUACUUGAGAGAGAGGAUAUCGAGGUGGAUGGACGAAGAGGAGGAGAAGCUACAAUCCAAGGGAGAGAUCGGCAUACAGUACGUGAUCUUAGACUUGGGCGCUGUGGGUAGCAUUGAUUCCAGUGGGAUUGACAUGCUGAAAGAAAUCAACAAGAGCAUGGACAGAAAAGGAGUUCAGCUUGUGCUAGCAAACCCUGGCAGCGAGGUGAUGAAGAAGCUAGACAAGUCCAAGGCGCUCGAAACCAUCAGACAACAGUGGAUAUUCCUCACUGUGGCUGAGGCUGUUGCUGCAUGUAAUAGUUUUUCUCUGCACCCAUGCAAGUCUGACCUCGCAAACCAUGAAACAGACUGUGAUAGCGUAGUCUAAGAACAAUAAAUGUGAUCAGCUUAUCAAAUAAUCACAACCAGGAGAAGGAUUUGGACUCA
Messenger RNA from Musa acuminata subsp. malaccensis (wild Malaysian banana), 2124 nucleotides. Its product is annotated as sulfate transporter 3.1. Gene Ontology annotation, cellular component: plasma membrane. Gene Ontology annotation, molecular function: secondary active sulfate transmembrane transporter activity. Lineage: Eukaryota; Viridiplantae; Streptophyta; Magnoliopsida; Zingiberales; Musaceae. Gene Ontology annotation, biological process: transmembrane transport. The record is from RefSeq and is a predicted model, not a curated record.